AUGGUUGCCAAGACACUCUUUACGGUGAUUACGCUUGCUGGCUUGUCAGCAGCUCAGACAUACACGGAUUGUAAUCCUACAGAGAAAGAAUGCCCUGCAGCGCCUGCUUUAGGAAACAAGAAGAUAGACUGCGACUUGACCGCGGGCUUGUGCGACGGCUUUACCCAGCUCGACACUCUUACCAAUGUUACGUACAGUGAGAAGGGCGCAUUGUUCAGGAUCGACAACGAGGACCAGGCGCCCACUUUUGCAUCGGAUAAAUAUAUUUUCUUCGGUCACGUCGAAGUAGAAGUCCAAGCUGCCGCUGGCCAGGGUAUAGUCACGGCCAUCGUUCUUCUCUCCGCGGAUCUGGAUGAAAUUGAUUGGGAGUGGGUGGGUGGAACAGAUGGGGAAGUUCAGUCCAACUGUUUUGGAAGGGCAGGCGUCAAUACGACAUAUACUUGUGUCAGUGACCACGCCGUCUCUAAGCCUUACACCACGUACCACACCUACGGCUUCGAUUGGACUUCAUCAAAGCUCGACUGGCUCAUCGACGGCAAGGUUGUUCGAACUCUUGCCUUUGAAGAUGCCGUGGGAGGCACUCGUUUCCCCCAGACGCCUUCACAAGUAAAGAUCGGUACCUGGGUCGGGGGUAAAUCGAGCAAUUCCGACGGCCUCAUCUGGUGGGCUGGAGGCUUGACAGAUUUCAAUGAUGCCCCUUUUGAUGCCUACUUCAAAUCGGUCAAAGUCACUGACUACGCCGGGGGUAAUUCAGCUCCAGAAGAGAGCAUCCUGGAGUAUGCCUAUACCGACAUGAGCGGAACUUGGCAAGGGAUCGAGGUAGUCAAGGGGGAAGCGGUUAGCUCAUCGUCAUCCUCCUCGACUGUUCCAGCUACGACAGCAUCUGAGAAGUCUUCUUCUUCCACUACGAGUCUAACAGUUUCUACUACUUCUGCCACAUCAGAAAGCACUAGCUCGGUAGACAGUAGUCCCACCGAAUCCCCAGUUGGUUCUACUACCCAGACCACAGCCGUUUCUCAAUCCACCCCCUCUUCAAGCGUACCUGUGUCCGACACCGUAUCAUAUACACCAAUCGAGACCAACACGCCAGUUGAAAUCUCUGCAACCAAUUCAUUACAUAGUGAUACUAUUACUUCAUCCAACCCUACGAUCAUUCAAACCCCAUCACCGUCCAUCACUCCUUCCUCCAGCGCUGCUGAGGAACAGUUGACUACAUCGACACUCUUUUCUACCUCUAUUUAUACCGUUACAUCUUGCGCCCCGACUGUAACAGAUUGCCCGGCCGACUCAACAGUCCUGGUAACCUCAACUGUACCGAUUUUGACAACUGUGUGUCCUGUAUCUGCAUCAGCAUCUGGGCCAGCAUCUACGGUACAGACACAAACAGAGUCCAGUUACGUUUCAGCGCCUACCAGUGGCUCCAAUGAGAUUUUGACCACCUCCACGAUCUUUACUACUUCUGUUCAUACAGUCACGUCUUGUGCCCCGACUGUCACAGACUGCCCAGCUGACUCGACAGUUCUGGCAACUGAGACUAUACCUGUUUCUACAACUAUUUUCCCUAUUUCUGAAUCAACAACUGCAAGCCAGUCCAAUAAUUCUCCCGCCCUCACCAGUAAUGUAGAGGACCAGUACACUACUUCCACGAUCUAUGCUACCUCUACCCGCACCGUUACAUCUUGCGCCCCAACCGUCAAAAACUGCCCGGCGGAUUCAACAAAGCUUGUGACCGAAACUUUGGCCGUCUCUACGGCGAUUUAUCUCAUCUCAUCUGCGUCACCAACACCUACUCUGGGCACCACGGAUAUUCCAGACGUCAAAGAUACUGAGAGCGCCAAGCCUACAACAGGGUCGCCGCUAUCCACAGCAAGCCGCCUGAGUAGCAACGCUCCCGCACUUCCUAGCACUUCCAGAUCAUCUCCUUUACCAUCCACGAUUGUUUUUGCGACCCCAUCUCAUAUUUCACACAAUCUCAAUAGUACUGCCACACAACUCCCACUCCCAACAGCUGGGGCAGUUCGCCUAGACAGGGGGAUAGAAUUGGCCACCGUCUUAGCUUUGGCUAUUGUGCUUGUUGGAUAG
Clonostachys rhizophaga is the source of this 2082-nucleotide messenger RNA. The record is from the annotation of a GenBank genome assembly. Lineage: Eukaryota; Fungi; Ascomycota; Sordariomycetes; Hypocreales; Bionectriaceae.